This is a messenger RNA of Arachis duranensis, 2282 nucleotides long. Its product is annotated as zinc finger BED domain-containing protein DAYSLEEPER-like. The coding region runs from base 54 to 2078 and encodes 674 amino acids. The record is from RefSeq and is a predicted model, not a curated record. The transcript is spliced from 2 exons. NCBI's taxonomy places the organism in Eukaryota, Viridiplantae, Streptophyta, Magnoliopsida, Fabales, Fabaceae. Gene Ontology annotation, molecular function: protein dimerization activity; DNA binding.
CUGGCACGUUCUCCUACCAUUCUCACUCCCGCAAGUACGAGGUUUAUCAGUCUAUGAUUACACCUGCAUUCAUGGCGAUUGAUGCUGGCAUUGCUGUAACUAAUAACAAAGAGAAACCUGAUUUAGGAGAACAUCCGAAUCUACCUAAGAGAAAGAAGUCUAUUGUGUGGGAAUAUUUCACUGUUGAAACUGUUGGAGCUGGAUGUACCAGGGCAUAUUGCAAACAGUGCAACAAAUCCUUUUCUUAUAUAAAUGAUUCAAAACUAGCCGGCACAAGUCAUCUGAAAAGGCACAUUACUUUAGGAAUUUGUCAAGUUAUUCGGCAGAAAAAUCAACAAGGAGAAACUCAAGAUACUCCCAAUCCACCCAAGAAACGGCCAAGAGCAACACCUGGAUAUGCUGGUAAUGGUGUCACAUUUGAUCAGAGCCGGAGCAACCAUGAUAUUGCUAAAAUGAUAAUUUUACAUGAUUAUCCACUUCAUAUUGUGGAGCAGCAGGGUUUCAUUGAUCUUGUGCGGAUUCUUCAACCCCAGUUCAAUCCGAUCCGAUCUGAUUCUGUUGAAGAGGAUUGUGUUGCUUUAUAUGUAAGAGAGAAGCAAAAUCUUUUGAAUCUUAUCAAUGGUAUUCCUGGACUGGUUAACCUGACAUUGGACUUAUGGACUUCAAACGAGGCAAUGGGCUAUGUUUUUGUCCGCGGACACUUCAUUGAUGGCAAUUGGAACUUACAUCAUCCUGUUCUAAAUGUCAUUAAGGUACCAUUUCCUCUUUCCGAUGGUUCCUUAAGCCACACUAUAUUAACAUGUCUAUCUGACUGGAAUUUAGAGGGACGACUCCUUACCCUUGCACUCGAUAAAUCCUUCUCCAGUGAGACUUUGAUGGGAAAUCUGAAAGGCUUUCUUUCUUCCAAGAACCCAGUGAUCCUCAAUGAUCAGUUCUUAAACCAGAAUUGUUAUGCCCGUGUUCUUAGUCACCUUGCACUGGACGCAUUACAGGCAAUGAAGGAAACUGUUGACAAGGUCCGUCAAAGUGUGAAGUAUGUAAAGUCUUCAGAAUCUCACCUAGAAAAGUUUAUUGAACUGAAGCAACAACUACAAGUCCCAAGUAAGGUGGACCUCAUACUUGAUGACACAAGUAGAUGGGAUUCAACAUACCAUAUGCUUCUUGCAGCCUGUGAAUUAAUGGAAGUCUUUGCUUGCUUUGAUACAGCUGAUCCUGAUUACAGAAUGACCCUUACAAUGGAUGAAUGGAAGCAGGUUGAAAAACUCUGCAAAUAUUUGAAAUGUUUUCAUGAUGCAGCGAACAUUUUGACUUUGCAACCAUACCCGACCGCAAACUUAUUUUUCCCUGAAGUGUCAAAACUUCAGGUGGAGUUGACUUAUGCGGCAUGUAGCGAUGAUCCCUUCCUUAGUAGUCUGAUUAAGCCUUUGUAUGAAAAGUUUGAUCGGUAUUGGAGAGAAAGCUGCCCCAUCUUGGCAAUGGCCGUUGUCCUCGAUCCAAGGCAUAAAAUGAAACUUGUGGAGUUCACCUUUUCUAAGAUACUUGGUGAGAAUGCAGAGCCAUGGAUAAGAACAGUUGAUGAUGCUCUUCGUGAAAUGUUCAUAGAAUAUAACAUCCAAAUGCUUCCGUUUGAAACGACCAAUGGGGAUGAUGAAGGGGAUGAGAUCAUGAUAAAGACAGAGUUGUGCCCAGAAGGUUCUCUUGAUGAUUCUAUCUAUCUUGAUGACUAUGAAUUUUAUAUCUCCGAUUUUGUCGGUAACCAGCAAUUCAAGUCAGAAUUGGAUGAGUAUCUAGAAGAACCUCUACUAUCCAAUUAUCAAGAAUUUGAUAUUUUGUGUUGGUGGAGGCUGAAUGGAUACAGGUAUCCAACCUUGUCAAGAAUUGCAUCCGAUCUUUUGUCUAUGCCAACGUCUACAGUGUCUCCGGAUUCUGUUUUUGACACAGAAAUUAGGAAAAUGGAUAAUUACAGGAGUUCAUUAAGCCCUAGGACUAUUGAGGCUCUUAUUUGUGCCAAGGAUUGGUUACAGAAUAAAAUCUUACCAAUAGAUGAUUCAAAAGCAUUUGUGAAAAUGGAAUUUUAGAUAUAGGUUCUUUUGUAGGACAUAGGAUUCUCGAGUAAUUUUGAGGUAUACUGAAGUAUUGAAACAAGGUUGAAGUAAACUAAUUUGUGUGAUUAGUUUUCAGGAUUUUUCUUUUGAACUUUUUAAUAACAUGUUUAUAGUAUAAGAUUGAUUCUAUAUAGACUUUCAAAUUUAGCCAAAAUAACCCUUUUUGUAAGUGGACGA